This is a messenger RNA of Macrobrachium nipponense, 636 nucleotides long. Its product is annotated as antifreeze protein Maxi-like. NCBI's taxonomy places the organism in Eukaryota, Metazoa, Arthropoda, Malacostraca, Decapoda, Palaemonidae. The record is from RefSeq and is a predicted model, not a curated record. The transcript has 2 exons. Bases 1 to 636 code for a protein of 211 amino acids.
AUGGUGUGGUGCGAGGAGGAGGAGGAGGAGGAGGGAGAGGAUGGAGGAGGAGGAGGAGGAGCUGUUGCUGUGGCUACUGUUGUUGCUAUUUCUGCUGUUGCUACAUCAUCUGCUGCUGCUAAUCCUGCUGAUGCUGCUACUUCUGCAGCAGCAGCAUCAGAUGCAGCAGCAGCAGAAACAGCAACAACAGUAGCCACAGUAGUAGCAAUAACAGCAGAAGCAGUAACAGUAGCCGCAGCAACAGCAGAAAUAGCAGAAGCGGAAGUAGCAGCAGCAGAAUCUGCAGCUACAUCCGCUGCUGCUGCUGCUGGUACUUCUGCUUCUGCUGUUGCUGCGGCUACUAUUACUGCUUCUGCUGUGGCUACUGUUGUUGCUAUUUCUGCUGUUGCUACAUCAUCUGGUGCUGAUGCUGCUGCUGAAGCUACUUCUGCUGUAGCUGUUGCUACUGCUGCUGUUAUUGCUGCUGCUGCUACGUCUGCUGUUGCUCCGGCUGCUGUUACUACUUCUGCUGUUAUCGCUACUGCUGUUACUACUUCUGCUGUUAUCGCUACUGCUGUGGCUACUGUUGUUGCUAUCUCUACUGUUGCUAUAAUCCUCUGUUGCUGUUACUUCUGCAUCUAUUGCUGCUUCUGCUGA